This is a messenger RNA of Amoebophrya sp. A25, 162 nucleotides long. Lineage: Eukaryota; Dinophyceae; Syndiniales; Amoebophryaceae. The record is from the annotation of a GenBank genome assembly.
CUGCUACUCCAAUAUCGCUAGCUGAUAGGGCUAAGGCGGAAGUUGACGUCUCUAGACCCUUACCAGACGCAUGGACUGCACAAAUAGUGGCAGCGCCACAAGAUCGAAUACAGCCAUCCACCACUAAGCUAGAAUCCAAGCAAUCAGUAGCCUCUUCUGGUG